AUGCUAGUUAUUAAACAUAAAUUAGAAAAUUCAUUUAGUGAUUAUGAGAGUACAGCAUUUGAGUGUUGCUGUGAUUUAAUAGCUUGUCAGCUAUGUUUACCACUUUCUAAACUACUUUUAUUUCGCUCUAAAGGUUUAAUCUGCGUUUGUUAUAUAACUCCAUUCAAGCCAACUAACAUCGAUUAUUUAUAUCGAUGUCAUUAA
Heterobilharzia americana is the source of this 204-nucleotide messenger RNA. Lineage: Eukaryota; Metazoa; Platyhelminthes; Trematoda; Strigeidida; Schistosomatidae. The record is from the annotation of a GenBank genome assembly.